CCUUCUUCCUCCCAGCCAAGAGCUCAGAAUGGGAGCGGGCCAGGAAGGAGGCGGGGGGCUCAAGCUCCCAGCUCCUGCAGGCUCCUGCCUCUGUGUCCUUUGAGCUCAGUCCAGAUGGGAGCUGGCUCCUUCAGAAAGGGGGCUCCGAUCGGGGUGUGGGGAGCUACCUCUCUCGGCCUCCCCCCACCACAUCUGCCUACAGGGCUGGGAGCCCCCACGAGCCAGUGAUCCUGAGCCUUCUGGAGCUUCCGUUCUGUCUGGUGGUGGGGAUCCUGACACCAAGGAUGGGAAACCCUGGAUGGAGGUUCCUGGGGCCUGGCCCCCAGCACCAUGAAGUACCCUUGCUGAGGCCAUGAGGGGUUACCAUGGCGACCGCGGUAGCCAUCCCCGCCCAGCCCGCUUUGCCGACCAGCAGCAUAUGGACGUGGGCCCAGCUGCCAGGGCCCCGUACCUGCUGGGCUCUGGGGAGGCCUUCUCCACCGAGCCCCGCUUCUGUGCCCCAAGAGCUGGCCUGGGACACCUUUCUCCUGAAGGGCCCCUGAGCCUGAGUGAGGGGCCAUCAGUAGGCCCCGAGGGAGGGCCAGGGGGGGCCGGGGUUGGGGGAGGCAGCAGCACCUUCCCCAGGAUGUACCCUGGCCAGGGCCCCUUCGACACCUGUGAAGACUGUGUGGGCCACCCCCAGGGCAAGGGUGCCCCCCGCCUGCCGUCCACACUCCUGGACCAGUUCGAAAAGCAGUUGCCGGUUCAACAGGAUGGCUUCCACACGCUUCCAUACCAGCGAGGUCCGGCGGGGGCCGGGCCAGGGUCAGGGCCCGCGUCUGGCGCCACCCCGGAGGCCCGCAGCGAGAGCCCCAGCCGCAUCCGGCACCUGGUUCACUCCGUGCAGAAGCUCUUCGCCAAGUCCCACUCUUUGGAGGCCCCAGGGAAGCGGGACUACAACGGGCCCAAGGCCGAGGGAAGAGGUGGCUCCGCGGGAGACAGCUACCCUGGCCUGGGCUCCGGAGGCCCGCACGCCUCCCACCACCACCAUCACCACCACCACCACCACCACCACCAGUCCAGGCACGGCAAGAGGAGCAAGAGCAAGGACCGCAAGGGGGACGGGCGGCACCAGUCCAAGGCCGCUGGCUGGUGGAGCUCCGAUGACAACUUGGACAGCGAUAGUGGCUUCCUGGCGGGUGGGCGGCCCCCUGGGGAGCCUGGUGGUCCCUUCUGCCUGGAGGCUCCAGACGGGUCCUACCGGGACUUGAGCUUCAAGGGGCGCUCGGGCGGGUCAGAAGGCCGCUGCCUUGCCUGCACUGGCAUGUCCAUGUCACUGGAUGGACAAUCGGUCAAGCGAAGUGCCUGGCACACCAUGAUGGUCAGCCAGGGCCGGGACGGAUACCCCGGGGCCGGGCCGGGCAAGGGGCUCCUGGGUCCGGAGGCCAAGGCCAAAGCCAGGACUUAUCACUAUCUGCAGGUGCCGCAAGAUGACUGGGGGGGUUACCCCACUGGGGGCAAGGACGGGGAGAUUCCCUGCCGCAGGAUGCGGAGCGGCAGCUACAUCAAAGCCAUGGGGGAUGAGGAGAGCGGAGACUCAGACGGCAGCCCCAAGACGUCUCCCAAAGCCGUGGCCCGGCGCUUCACCUCCCGCCGCUCCUCCAGUGUGGACCAGGCCCGGAUCAACUGCUGUGUCCCGCCCCGGAUCCAUCCCCGGAGCUCCAUCCCUGGCUACAGCCGUUCCCUCACCACCGGACAGCUCAGUGAGGAGCUGAACCAGCAGCUGGAGGCCGUGUGCGGGUCCGUGUUUGGGGAGCUGGAGUCGCAGGCGGUGGACGCCCUGGACCUGCCCGGCUGUUUCCGUAUGCGGAGCCACAGCUACCUCCGGGCCAUCCAGGCCGGCUGCUCUCAAGACGACGACUGCCUGCCCCUCCUCGCCGCCCCCGCCUCUGUCUCAGGGAGGCCCGGCUCCUCCUUCAACUUCCGGAAGGCCCCGUCCCCCAUCCCGCCGGGCAGCCAGGCCCCGCCGCGCAUCUCCAUCACCGCCCAGAGCAGCACCGACUCUGCCCACGAGAGCUUCUCGGCCGCCGAGGGCCCUGCGCGGCGCUGCAGCUCUGCCGACGGGCUGGACGGGCCCGCCCUGGGCGCGCGCACCCUGGACCUGGCGCCCGUGCCCCCCCGGGCCGGGCCCAAGCCCCCCACACUCAUCAUCAAGACCAUCCCAGGCAGGGAGGAGCUGCGGAGCCUGGCGCGCCAGCGCAAGUGGCGGCCGUCCAUAGGGGUGCAGGUGGAGACUAUCUCAGACUCGGACACUGAGAACCGGAGUCGAAGAGAGUUCCACUCCAUCGGUGUCCAGGUGGAGGAUGACAAGAGGCGGGCAAGGUUCAAGCGCUCCAACAGCGUGACGGCAGGUGUGCAGGCGGACCUGGAGCUGGAGGGCCUGGCCGGCCUGGCCACGGUGGCCACAGAAGACAAGGCCCUGCAGUUUGGACGCUCCUUCCAGAGGCACGCUUCUGAGCCCCAGCCCGGGCCCCGGGCCCCCACCUACUCAGUCUUCCGCACGGUCCACACGCAGGGCCAGUGGGCCUACCGCGAGGGCUACCCACUGCCGUAUGAGCCGCCGGCCACCGAUGGGUCGCCCGGCCCUGCCCCCGCCCCCACCCCUGGCCCCGGGGCCAGCCGCCGAGACUCCUGGAUGGAGCGCGGCUCACGUAGCCUCCCCGACUCAGGCCGCACGUCCCCUUGCCCACGGGACGGCGAGUGGUUCAUCAAGAUGCUGCGGGCGGAGGUGGAGAAGCUGGAGCACUGGUGCCAGCAGAUGGAGCGCGAGGCGGAGGACUACGAGCUGCCCGAGGAGAUCCUGGAGAAGAUCCGCAGCGCCGUGGGCAGCACACAGCUUCUCCUGUCCCAGAAGGUUCAGCAGUUCUUCCGGCUGUGUCAGCAAAGCAUGGACCCCACUGCGUUCCCUGUGCCCACCUUCCAGGACCUGGCGGGUUUUUGGGACCUCCUGCAGCUCUCUAUCGAGGAUGUGACCCUCAAGUUCCUGGAGCUACAGCAACUCAAGGCCAACAGCUGGAAACUCCUGGAGCCUAAGGAGGAGAAGAAGGUCCCUCCGCCGAUACCAAAGAAGCCCCCGCGGGGCCGGGGCGUGCCGGUGAAGGAGCGCUCCCUGGACUCGGUGGACCGGCAGCGGCAGGAAGCGCGCAAGCGGCUCCUGGCGGCCAAGCGCGCCGCGUCCUUCCGCCACAGCUCGGCCACCGAGAGCGCCGACAGCAUCGAGAUCUACAUCCCCGAGGCCCAGACCAGGCUGUGACCGGGCCGCCCGCCGGGCCCGCGGUUUUCGCCCGUACUGUACACCCAGCGUCGAGGUCACUGUGAACGCGGCCGCCCGAGCGCCCGCCCGCCGGCUCCGCGCGCC
Messenger RNA from Canis lupus familiaris (dog), 3397 nucleotides. It is a transcript of the gene DLGAP3, whose product is annotated as DLG associated protein 3. Gene Ontology annotation, molecular function: molecular adaptor activity. Gene Ontology annotation, cellular component: glutamatergic synapse; postsynaptic specialization. Lineage: Eukaryota; Metazoa; Chordata; Mammalia; Carnivora; Canidae. Gene Ontology annotation, biological process: signaling. The coding region runs from base 353 to 3292 and encodes 979 amino acids. The record is from RefSeq and is a predicted model, not a curated record. The transcript is spliced from 13 exons.